AUGGAGAAGCAUUGCGGACUCUGUUGGCUCUUCGCGACUCAGGGAUUAACCUCCCCUGUAGACAUAUGGAAUGCAGUUUUGAAAUAUCUGUUACAGCUUGAAUUCAUUACAGCAACUCCUUCUAUUACUGCAACUGUUGUGCAACGUGAUCAAAUCACUGCAUUUCUUCAAUCCCUUAAAGAGUUAGUGUAUCCUUUCUGCAGAAGUGCAACAGAUUGUGCAAUUAUUCUGGAUGCUAUUAGGGGAAAAGAUCCAGAUGAUCUUUCAUCAAAAGACAUUUCCCUUGAUGAUCCAUUCUCGAUUGACAUUACAAAACUUAGUGUUGGUUAUCUUGAUGAUGCUGAUAUGGAGGUUGUACAUGUUCUUGCAUCAAAAGGUGUUAAGAUGGUCCCUUUCGAGCUGAAGUAUGCGGUUGACUCUGUUCAAGGCAUUGUGAACUUUACUAUGGACGUUGAUAUGUUGGCUCAUUUUGAUGAGUGGCAGCGGUUGGGACAGGAUGAUGAUUAUGAAAGCCAAGAUCAAUGGCCUACUGAACUGCGACGUGCCCGUGUAUUCCCAGCAGUAGACUAUGUGCAGGCACAGCGAUCUCGAGGAAAGUUGAUUCAAGAGGUUAGAGAGAGUUUUACUGUCGAUGCAUUGAUUGGCAGUGCAACUGAUUGGGAAAGAGUUUGCAUGGGAAAUCUUGUUGGCUUGCCUGUGAUUGUUGUACCAACAGCAUUUACCAACAUAUCUAAUCCACCUUCUACUGACUGUCUACGAAGAACUGCUGUCACCACUGGCAUUUAUGCUCCUCCUUACCAAGACAGCAUUGUUCUUGCAUUGGCAAUGGCUUACCAAUCAGUCACUGAUCACCAUAGGCAGCGACCACCUGUUGAUGAUCUUGGUCUGAAUGAUUCCAUCCCGAACCCGCCCACAGUUACCUACCCUCCAAGGCUGUUGCAUCUUUAAAGAAAUGUAUCUGCAUGCUCAGCACUUCUUACAACAGCUCCACCAUUGUUUUAACGAGUAAUCAGUCAUAUGAAUGUAUUAGUACCACCAUUAAAGAGAUGUGUGUUGCAGCAUAGGACAAUUCAUAAUGCUUUAUUAGCUUAUUGUUGAAACUGAUUUUGGUAGCUGAUAGUGCAGAAU
Ziziphus jujuba (common jujube) is the source of this 1128-nucleotide messenger RNA. RefSeq lists its product as uncharacterized. Gene Ontology annotation, molecular function: catalytic activity. NCBI's taxonomy places the organism in Eukaryota, Viridiplantae, Streptophyta, Magnoliopsida, Rosales, Rhamnaceae. The transcript is spliced from 5 exons. The record is from RefSeq and is a predicted model, not a curated record. Bases 1 to 948 code for a protein of 315 amino acids.